AUAGCUAUUAUUAUAUGGCUACUUCUACUAAAACCAAAGUUACACUGUGGAUACUUCAGCAUUGCUGUAGCAAAACCAUGGUUACUGCUAAAAUGCCAAAAACUUGGUUACUAGUUAUGGUUAAUUCAAUAUUACUACAGUAAAUCCAUGGCUAGUUUUCAUAAGGGUAUCGUUUAUUCACUAAAGAUCAUUGUCCAUGUUUUAACACCUCAGAAUUUAUAUCAAUAUAUUUCUUCAGCACCUCAUAUGUCUUUUUUUAAUAAUACAAAACAAAAUGAGCGGGAGAAUGAAACAAAGGAAACUGCGUCGUGUGGGGGAUGGUAAUUUUCAAACAGGAAGAGAUAGGUGGGACUAAUAUUAGGAAGUCUUUGAUUGGCUCUCUUUCCUGUCCGUCAAACUUUGAGCUGUCCAAUGAUAUCAUGUAAUGGGUGUGGCCAAUGAAGACACGCAAUCAGAGGACGCGCCUCGUCUCCUUGUACAAUUAGCAUAGAGGAGGAAAUAAUAGUGGCUGUCCGUGGAUUUUAACACUCUGUAUUUGUGAAGUUUACUGCACAGAUCGUCAUGCCUGAACCAGCGAAGUCCGCACCGAAGAAAGGAUCUAAGAAGGCCGUCACUAAGACCGCCGCUAAAGGAGGAAAGAAGCGUAAGAGGACCAGGAAGGAGAGUUACGCUAUCUACGUGUACAAAGUCCUGAAGCAGGUUCAUCCUGACACCGGUAUCUCCUCCAAGGCGAUGGGAAUCAUGAACUCCUUCGUCAACGACAUCUUCGAGCGCAUCGCCGGUGAGUCGUCUCGUCUCGCUCACUACAACAAGCGCUCCACCAUCACCUCGAGAGAGAUCCAGACCGCCGUGCGGCUGCUGCUGCCCGGUGAACUGGCCAAACACGCCGUGUCUGAGGGCACAAAGGCCGUCACCAAGUACACCAGCUCCAAGUAAAGUGUGAUGAAGCUUGCAGCGACACCAAAGGCUCUUUUAAGAGCCACCCAUGUACUCGUCUAAAGAGCUUCUUUAAUUUCCCACAAUAUUAGUGAUUGCAGAACACGUGGACAUGAUUUCUUGAACCAAGCUAACAUUACAAACUGAAACCUGUACUAACCUAGUUCAAACAAACAAGAAUCAAGUUAAACAACAUAAUCGAAAGCUGUAGUGUAUUCUGAAUGAUAUCAGGAAUAUACUCCCUUAAUCUGUGAUGGAGAACAUCUUAAAAUAAUGGAAAACAUUUCUGCUUAAGCAAUCCACAGAGACUGCACUAUUCAAAACCUAUACUAAAAAACAUUCUUUUAUAUUUAGAUUAAUACAUUAUAUUAUGUUCUUGUACUUUAAAUGCAAGUAACCCAGCUAGAAAUGUUACGUUCCCAGGAAGUUCUCAGAAUGUCCCCACUGGUGUCAAGGACGUCGCCUAGUAACGUUCCAGGAACGUUCGGAGACGGUCAUGAUGUGGAGUUCUUUAAAGGUUCGGAGGACGUUAUUUUGCGGACCUUCACGCAACAUUCGGGACGUUCUCUGAACGUUUAGGGGACCAUGUUUUAUUUGGAAAUGUGAUGUUCCCAGAACGUUCUAAGACCGCCCCCAGUGUUGUCAAGGAGGGAACCAAACUAGAAUGUAACUGCAGAAAAUCUUUCACACUUGUUCUUGCAGAACCUUUAUCAGGAAUAAGCAUGCACGUUUAACACAUUCAAAGAUAAAAUACAAAGCAGGGAUCCGUCAUUUAUUUAUUUUGUGUGAACAAAAACAGAUUAUAAAUUAAUAGAUGGCGGACGUUACUGCAACAAGUGCUCCUGGGUUUGCCAGAGCUCGUCUUAAACCAGAAAUAUAUAAAACCAUUGAUGGCAAAGUUAUAGUUGAAGAUGAACUUUUACACUUCCUUUCGAUAAAAAUGAGAACUUUAAGUCAGGAUGAAAUAGUCCUUUUAGCCGCAAACCACUUCGGAUCAGAUUGGAUUGAGGCUUCAAAGAAAAUGCUGUUUGAACUUUGUUCCACUACUCAACGGAAUAUCUCUCACAAAGGAGCACAGAAAGACGCCAAUAAUAUCAAGAGCUGUCUUAAAGUCCUUAAUGAAUGUGGGGACAAUAUACCAAAAUUUGUAUCAUAUUAUUUGGACGAGCUGCCACCUGUGACUUUUUCCAACAUAGACGUCUGUGGCCUUCUUCGGAAAGUUGAGCAGCUACAUGCUGAUGUAUCCGUCUUGAAACAUGUGACGCACCGACAAUCUGAAACAGGUGAAGGUUUGAGUGCAGUCGCGGCGGACGUGAGAAGAACGCUGCCCACGGUGGUACGGGCUUUGAUGUGCCGGUGAGCUGGAUGGAGAAUGCAAGCACCACGCGCAUUACUCACUAUACGGAUGUCGGUGACGCGGAUGGUUCGGCGGAGGUGCCUGAAACAACAGGUGACAGACGCCGAGGAGAGGCUCCAAGACCCGUGCUUCAAGCAAUGGAGAGUAUUAUGCCAGCAGCUAGCCCUGGGUUGACGAGGCUGUCGCCUGGUUUACCCAAGUGGAACCAGGUUGUAAAAAGGGGGCGACAGAAGCGCACAGAGGAGUCCCAACAGGGAGUACGCAUUGGCAAAUCUGUGUUGGAACGGAGGGCAGCAAAAAUUGUUGUGGGCACUGGUGCGGCAAGAGACAUCAAGAUGAUAACAACAAAAAGGGCUGCCAUUCACAAUCAAGGGGCGGAAAUCCUAGCUUCCAUUUCCUUGGAAGAACAAGCAGAAAAUAGUGACAACGAGCUCUCACUUGUGGGUCAAGAAUUGCUAGAAAUAAAAAAAUUCAUCUUCACAGGAAGAAAUUGUCCCGGGUUCAGGUGUUUACAUAUCGCGAAGUGUGUGGCGCUGUGCUUGCCAGGCAUCCAGUGGGCAAGGAUUUUGCUGCUUGGGGUGUUUGACAUCGAAACGCUCGUCAAAAGUAAUUUGAGAGGAGGGGAAUCCAAGGUUUCAAAGGGGGGAGAUGGGGAGAGAAGAAGCGGCCUAGAUGAAAUAAAAGUAAAAGCUAUAAUGGAUGCAGUUAUGUCAAAGCACUCAGUUUCGGCUGGCCAGAUCGGAACAGCCCUGAAUGGGAAGAUGGCAGAGCUAAGACUGGCAAUGUCCAGGAAAAAUGUUAAUUAAAAAUGAGUGUGUUUCUCCAGUGAGUGAGUUUGGAAAUGUUUUAAAUGUGGCUAGAAGUUUGAAAAUGUAAUACUGAGGGGGAAAAGCAGAGGUGGGACCAAGUCAUUGUUUUCCAAGUCACAAGUAAGGGCCAAUCUCAUUUAGUCAAGUCAAGUCAAGUCAAGUGGUUUUUAUUGUCGUUUCAACCAUAUACAGUUAGUACAGUACACAGCAAAACGAGACAACGUUCCUCCAGGACCAUGGUGCUACAUAAAAACAACAAAGGACCAACAUAGGACCACAUGAGACUACACAACGAAAUAAAAUACCUAUAUAAACUACCUAUAUAUACCUAUAUAAAGUGCACGUGCAAACAUGUGCAAAAAGUACAGGACAGUACAACAAAUUACUGACAAUGAACAGGACAAUAGACAGUGCAGCGCCGACCAGUACUCAGUAGUGCAAAAAGAUGACAGUUUCUAAAAAUGUAAACAUAACAUACUAUGAGAUAAUGUUCUAUGCACAUAGCAGUUAUUGAGGUAGCAGACAGUUAUAAAGUGACAGUAAUUAAAGUGCAACUCAGGACAAGUGUGUGUCAAACCAGUCUCUGAGUAUUAAGUAGUCUGAUGGCUUGGGGGAAGAAGCUGUUACACAGUCUGGCCGUGAGGGCCCGAAUGCUUCGGUACCUCUUGCCAGACGGGAGGAGGGUAAAGAGUUUGUGUGAGGGGUGUGUGGGGUCGUCCACAAUGCUGGUUGCUUUGCGGAUACAGUGUUUUUUGUAAAUGUCUUUGAUGGAGGGAAGAGAGACCCCAAUGAUCUUCUCAGCUGUCCUCACUAUCCUCUGCAGGGCUUUGCGGUCCGAAACGGUGCAAGUCCCAAACCAGGCAGUGAUGCAGCUGCUCAGGAUGCUCUCAAUAGUCCCUCUAUAGAAUGUAGUGAGGAUGGGGGUUGGGAGAUGUGCUUUCCUCAGCCUUCGAAGAAAGUAGAGAUGCUGCUGGGCUUUCUUGGUGAUAGAGCUGGUGUUGAGGGACCAGGUGAGGUUCUCCGCCAGGUGAACACCAAGGAAUUUGGUGCUCUUGACGAUCUCCACAGAGGAGCCGUCGAUGUU
Messenger RNA from Xyrauchen texanus (razorback sucker), 4186 nucleotides. Its product is annotated as histone H2B. The transcript has 5 exons. Gene Ontology annotation, molecular function: DNA binding; structural constituent of chromatin; protein heterodimerization activity. The record is from RefSeq and is a predicted model, not a curated record. Bases 562 to 936 code for a protein of 124 amino acids. NCBI's taxonomy places the organism in Eukaryota, Metazoa, Chordata, Actinopteri, Cypriniformes, Catostomidae. Gene Ontology annotation, cellular component: nucleosome.